GGUUGGGCGUUAUUCCACUAAGUGAAAGGUUGCCUGUUGAAUUUGUAGUCAAGGCACAUGCCUGGGUUAGGGGUUCAGUCCCUUUUGGAGCACGUAUAAGAGGCAACUGAUUGAUGUUUCUCUCUCACAUCAAUGUUUCUCUCCCUCUCCUUCUCCCUCCCUUCCCCUUCCUCUAGCAAUGGAUAAAUAAAAUCUUGAAAGGAAAAUAUGGCUUUGUUGGUGAAUUUCCUACUGUUCAAGUACCAAAUGAAAGAGCCAAAAACCAAGGCAGAUAUGUUGAACAUUGCCAGCAAAGAGUAUGGUGAAGACCACUUCACUGAGAUCUUUGUGAGAGCCUCUGUGUACAUGGAGCUAACCUUUGGCCUUGAUGUGAAGGAAGUGGAUCCCACCAACCGCUGCUAUGCCAUCCUUAUCAAAAUGGGACUCACCUCUGAUGGGAUACUGCGUGGUGAAAAGGAAACGCCUAAGACCAGCAUCCUGAUACUUAUCCUGGGUGUGAUCUUUAUGAAGGGCAACUGUGCCACCAGAGAGGAAGUCUGGGAAGUUCUGAGUGUGAAGGGGUUCUAUCUUUGGAGGAAGCACUACAUCUUUGGAAAGCACAGGAAGCUCAUCACCAACCACUUCAUGGAGGAGGAAUGCCUGAAGUACAACACCAGCAGGAGGCCACCAGUGAUCCUGCACAACUUAAAUUCCUGUGGGGCCCCAGAGCCAUGCUGAAACCACAAAGAUGCAAGUCCUAGAGUUUCUGGCCAAGGUUCACGACCAUGACCCAAGUUCUUUCCCAUCUCAGUGUGAGGAGGCAUUGCAA
Molecule: messenger RNA, 808 nt
Organism: Artibeus jamaicensis (Jamaican fruit-eating bat)
Lineage: Eukaryota; Metazoa; Chordata; Mammalia; Chiroptera; Phyllostomidae
Product: melanoma-associated antigen B16-like
Exons: 1
Coding region: 208-717 (169 amino acids)
Biological process (GO): negative regulation of transcription by RNA polymerase II
Cellular component (GO): nucleus
Source: RefSeq, a predicted model, not a curated record